UGAUGAGCAGCACCCGAUAGUUGUUAAUGAUGUUGUUAUUUUUCUCAAUCAACUUCCUUGUAUCCUGAAUUAUUAGAUUGCUUAUUCAGUUUGUUUUAUUCUUAAUCUUGUUGUCUCUUCCAGUUAUGAGUUCUUCUUCAUGACUGUACUGUAAAUUUAACAUUUUCAAUUUCUGUUAUUCUUUACCAAUUCUCUGUACAUCUCCUCUAUUCAUCAAUUGUUGAUGAUAUAAUUAGCAUUGUUGCUUAAUAACUUAUAUCAUGUGUUUUUUGAUAUCUCUCUAGUCUUACCACUUUCUAUCCUCUUUUUUAUAUCACUUGUGUUGGCUGUACGAUUUUUUUUCAUUGUUUACUCUCUGUGUUAUGUAAAAAUAGAGGUUUUUUUCAUUUGCUCUGUAUUUGAAGUGACUAUUGUUUUAUUUACUGUGUGAUAUACCAAUGGGCUUUGUUUUCCAUUCUUUUAGUGUUUAAUCGUUGUUUCCAUUGAUCCUUGAAUGUUAUUGACAGGAAACAUGAUUAUAAACGGCAAUAUUCGUCAUAUUACUCACUCUAAUGAAUGCUAUUGUUGCCAUAAGUGUCAUGUUAAUCUUGAUUUCAAUCUUUCAUCUAGUUUAUCAGUGUUAAUUCAUCAGUUGAACUCUUUCUCUUCUCUGUUGAUUUGUUUUUAUUUGUUUAAUUUGUCAAAAUGAAUCCUUUAAUCAUGGUUGAUUUAACAUUAUUUCUGUUAACUUGGAACGUCAAAGACACCGGACCAGACAACGGAUACGGUGACUUACUUAAUUACGCAUUCAGCUCAUCAAAUGGCACAAAGGAACCAGACUUGAUUGCAAUAGGAUUACAAGAAGUCUCUUUCAAAAUUCUUGGUCCCGAACCAUGGGUUACACGAACCAAAGAAAUCCUAGCGGAACGUGAUUAUGUCAUGGUUAAAAAAAAUCAGCUUGUGGGUAUUUUAUUGAUGGUGCUCGUGAAGAGACAAUCACUUCUUGAUUUUACCAAUAUCAAGACGGAUUAUACACGAACUGGGUUAGGAGGAUUAUGGGGUAACAAAGGUGCUGUCUCUACCAGAUUCGAUCACAAAGGAGUUUCUAUUGUGAUUACUAAUUCUCAUCUAGCUGCUCAUGACUAUAAUCUGGAGACCCGAAUCACUGAAUUCAAAAAAAUUUACGGUGGUCAGAGUUUUGAAAUCAAAAAUCCAGACUACCGAACAAUGAGCAUCGGAGAUCAUGACUUAUCGCUUUGGUUAGGUGACCUCAAUUUUCGUCUCGAUGAUCUAACAGGACAAGAAAUUUUGCAGAAGAUUGUUACUGCAGAUUUAACCAAGGAUUCAAAUGAAAGAAAAAACCUUCUUACUGAACUGUUGGACCAUGAUCAAUUAUCAAAUUCUAUGAGACUUGGGAAAGUAUUUGUUGGAUAUACAGAAGAUCCCAUUAAUUUCUCACCAACUUACAAAUUCGUUGCCUGGUCAAAUGAAUAUGAUCUUGGUCGUAAACCUGCCUGGUGUGAUCGGAUAUUGUAUAAAGACAAAGGCUCAAUCAAUCUUGAAACCAACAAUUAUCGCAGUCAUCCUGAUUUUUCUCAAAGUGAUCAUAAACCUGUUUCCAAUUUCUUCUCUCUUAACCUUCCUAAGAGACUCAAGAGAGAAAUUAGUCCGUCAAAAAUUAAAUUUAUUAUUCCUACAGACUGGAAAAUUCACCAUGAUUCUUCAGCCUUUUAUACUUUUGAUACUCCUGAAAUUAACUCUCGGCAAAUGCACUCAUCACAACAUGAGAAUACACCUGAUCGAGAAUUAAACCUCCAAACAGGAAUAAACAGGAGAAGAAGAUCUGCUUCUAGAGAUAAAACAACAAAAUUAUCUGAAUUUGAUUGGAUAGGAUUAUAUCCAGCAAAUUUCACUGAUAUUGAAGAGCCAAUAACUUUUGUUUGGGCCAAUCCAGAAUCAAUACCAAAACAAAACACUAGUACCAUCAGACAAGAAAGGUCUACUUUAUCAGCAUCUUUUGAUCCCAUGGCUUCCACUUCGUCAACAGACUCAUCUGAUUCAGUUCGAGGACCAUCUUCAUCAAGCGCACCAAUUUUCAGAGUAGAUUUUUCUGAAUUGGUUCUACUUAAACCUGGACAAUUUAGGCUUCUAUACUUUAACGAGGAUGGACAACUGCUUGCAAUAAGUGAUCCAUUUUCAAUUCAUCGAUAAAGAUUUCACGAAUCAUUCAUCGUUUUUUGAAAACCGUCCAAGCCUAUCACCACUAUUUACACCUUAAUUCAAAGUACUUGACAAAUGGAUAUCACCUUCAAUACGAAUCUCUCUUCAAACUCAAAAAGAUAUAUUUUCCAACAAUGAAUCCUUCGAUCAAACUAAACAAUUCUGCCUUUGUCCGUUAAUCUACCGCCAAUUAGUCUCCAAGAGAUUCACCAUUCUGUCAACUUUUAGAUUUUGAAUCAAAUCAUUGAUUCGACCUUUCACUGAAAUUAUUUGAAAUUUAGCUUGUAAAAUGGUUUUAACCAUGAAAAUCUAAAACAAAACAAUGUACAAGAACGCAAUUCAAUGUACUUCUUUUAUACCAUAAUGUCUCGUCGAUAGUGAAAUUUGAAAAAAAUGAUAAUGAGAAAUGUAUUAUCAUAUAUUAAAUACCUAUUCAUCUCAA
This is a messenger RNA of Tetranychus urticae (two-spotted spider mite), 2641 nucleotides long. Its product is annotated as inositol polyphosphate 5-phosphatase K. Gene Ontology annotation, molecular function: phosphatidylinositol-4,5-bisphosphate 5-phosphatase activity. NCBI's taxonomy places the organism in Eukaryota, Metazoa, Arthropoda, Arachnida, Trombidiformes, Tetranychidae. The record is from RefSeq and is a predicted model, not a curated record. Gene Ontology annotation, cellular component: cytoplasm; plasma membrane; ruffle. Gene Ontology annotation, biological process: phosphatidylinositol dephosphorylation.